CCCUUUGACAGGCGUGGAUGCGUCCACUCUUCUCCGGCUUCCAUGUCUGGCUGAGCCGCGGACGGCAGGCCCUGCUGUUUGGCCCUCGGCGAGCGAAGAGCCACGCGGCACCAUGAGGUUUUCAACGCUCGUGUCCGUGCUGAGGCCGGCCGGGCCGGUCGUGAUCGGCAUUUCGCUGGGCUUCACCUUGAGUUUGCUGAGCGUGAGCUGGGUGGAGGAGUCGUGCUUUGUCGACGGCAAAACGAGCGACGAGGUCGCCUCGGUCGAGGACGGGACUCUGAAGGGAGCCCGUAAACCCAACUCCGUAUCGGCGGGCGGCGAUGGGGAGACCGAGGAGGAUUUUGAGCCCCGGAUCGUCCCGUACAAUAAACAGGUCCAGCAGAGUCCCCCCAAGAAACUUUUCAGGGCGAAGUACAUCAGCACAGAGCUGGGCAUGCGAGAGCCUCUGUUUGUUGGCGUUCUCACAUCCAAAAACACCAUCAAUACACUUGGCGUGGCAGUCAACCGCACCAUCAGCCACCACCUGGACACUGUGGUCUUUUUCACCGGCAUGCGCAACCGCAAAGUCCCACAUGGCAUGUCUGUGGUAACCCACGGAGACGAGAGGCUGAUAUGGAACAUGUUCCAGACAAUCAAGUACAUUCUAGAGCACUACAUCGAUGAGUACGACUGGUUCUACUUUGUCCAGGACGACACCUACAUGGAAGCUGACCGCGUCAAGGCCCUGGUCAGUCACCUGAGCAUGGACCGGGAGCUGUUCAUGGGCAGCCCCGAGGAGUUCAUUGGUGGUGAGAUGGAGGGGAGGUACUGCUACGGAGGCUUCGGGUACCUUCUCUCGCGUACCCUGCUGCUGCGGCUGCAGCCCUUCCUGGAGAACUGUAGGAAUGACAUCCUCAGUGCCAGGCCCGAUGAGUGGCUCGGAAGGUGCCUCAUUGACUACGCCAACACCAACUGUGUCGAUGAGCAUGAGGGGCUUCGGUACUACCACUAUGAGCUGGGCAAGAACUCUGAUCCAAGUAAAGAGGAGAAUGAGCAUUUCAGAAAUGCCCUAACUGUCCAUCCAGUGUCUGACCCUGAACAGAUGUAUCGGCUACACAAGCACUUCACCGAGAUAGAGCUCCAGAAAACCUACGAUGAGAUCGCUAAACUACAGGCAGAAAUAAGGAAUGUGAGUGUGGUUGCAUUUGAUGGCAACCGAAGUGCUCAGUGGCCAGUGGGGAUCAAUCCGCCCUUCGAACCCAAAAAUCGGUUCGAAGUUCUGAAGUGGGAAUACUUCACAGAAGAGCAGAUCUAUUCAUGCGUUGAUGGUGCUCCCAAGUGUGAUUUAAAUGGGGUAGAUAAGCUGGAUGUGGCUGACAUUAUUGACAUCGCCAUGGGAGAGCUGAACAAGAAGUACAAGCCUGUCCUGCAUCUUAAGAAGCAACAGCUGAUAAAUGGUUACAGGCGCUUCGACCCCACCAGAGGCAUGGAGUACACCUUAGAUCUGCUGCUGGAAGUGGUCAACCAGAAAGGCCACAGCCGCUCUCUCACCAAGCGGGUCCACCUGGUGCGACCUUUGAGCCGGAUAGAGAUUAUCCCAAUGCCCUAUGUCACUGAGGCCACGAGAGUUCACGUCAUUAUACCAUUGACUUUUCAGGACCGAAGCUACGUGAGCCAUUUCCUAGAAGUGUUUGCCUCAAAUGCCUUUGAAACAAGUGAAAAUGCCAUCUUGACGUUUUUGUUUAUUUAUGACCCAGUGGAGGCGCAGCAAGUCAACCAGAAUGAUAUAUUUGCCAGCGUCAAGGCUCAAAUUAACACCUACGAACGCAAGUACCCCACAAUAAAGAUCCCAUGGAUCAGUGUCAAGACGGAGACCCCAUCCCAAAUCAAGUUCAUGGACAUCAUCUCAAAGAAGCACCCAGUGGACACACUCUUCCUCCUAGCAAGUGUCAACACCAAUGUCAACACAGAGUUCCUGAACCGCUGCCGCAUGAACUCCAUCAACAACUGGCAGGUGUUCUUCCCCAUCCACUUUCAGGACUACAACCCUGAGGUGGCCUACCAAAACCAGCCGCCCCCUGCCACGGUUGACUUGGUCAAGGACGCGGGCCACUUUGACCGCAGCUCAUUCGAGGAAGCAUGCUUCUACAACUCUGACUACAUGGCAACGCGCACCCGGAUGUCCUCCGACGUCCAGGAGAACGAGGAGAUUCUGGAGACUUUGGACAUAUAUGACAUGUUCGUCAAGUACUCCGUUCUCCACGUGUUCCGAGCCGUUGAGCCGGCGUUGCAUCAACCGUACCGGUACCAGGCCUGUAACCCGCGGCUCAGCGAGGACAUCUAUCACAGGUGUGUCCAGAGCAACCUGGAGGGUCUGGGGUCGCGGUCCCAGCUUGCUAUGUUGCUCUUUGAACAAGAACAAGGAAAUAGUACUUGA
Messenger RNA from Lampris incognitus (smalleye Pacific opah), 2416 nucleotides. It is a transcript of the gene chpfa, whose product is annotated as chondroitin polymerizing factor a. Bases 113 to 2416 code for a protein of 767 amino acids. Gene Ontology annotation, molecular function: glucuronosyl-N-acetylgalactosaminyl-proteoglycan 4-beta-N-acetylgalactosaminyltransferase activity. The transcript has 4 exons. Gene Ontology annotation, cellular component: Golgi cisterna membrane. The record is from RefSeq and is a predicted model, not a curated record. Lineage: Eukaryota; Metazoa; Chordata; Actinopteri; Lampriformes; Lampridae.